This is a messenger RNA of Monascus purpureus, 889 nucleotides long. The record is from the annotation of a GenBank genome assembly. Lineage: Eukaryota; Fungi; Ascomycota; Eurotiomycetes; Eurotiales; Aspergillaceae.
AUGGAAACUGAAUUUCCCUACUCAUUAACCCUCUUUCUGCCACUUCCAGAUCACCGCCUCGCUUCAUCUGCCCUCCGUGCACUGGAAGUAGAUGCCGAGCUCUCCCCGUUCGUCAGGCGCACACUCACCCUAGUCACACCUGCAACCGACUCUUCAUCACAGCCAGGGAAACAGGAACAGAACGAAGAAGCGAAAACGGUCCUGGAAGUUGUGUACCGUGCUACCACGAACCGGAUGCUGCGUGUCUCGGUGAACGGGUUUAUGGAGAGUAUGGCCGUUGUCCUUGGUGUGAUGCAGGAAUUGGAUGUGGAUGUUAUAAAAGAGGAGAUGGGCAAAUGAAAUAUUUAGGGGCAGAAGAGCUGGCCAUCCCUGGUUGUUAUCGACAGCACCCAAGGCACGCAAACCGGGUCUGUUCCGUUGUGCUCAUGAAACGGAAUCUGAACCUACUCUGGUGCCGCAUACGCUGUAAAGACUGGGCGACUGAUUCUAUAUCCGUGGGGAUUCGUUGUGACUGGAGAUCCAGGGUAUGAAACGGCAACGAGUGCCGGCAUAUGGACCCUGCAGCUGGCAUCCCUCCGCUGCGACCAUGAGUUCGUCAGGAAGGUGAAAGGAACGCGCCUGGCUGGAGCACAUGAGGUUUACAGCUUAGAUAUGAGUGCGCAGUACACACAGGAUAGCAACUAUUGGAGAGAAGUGGGAAGUUUGCAUAGGUAUACUUCCUAUCUAUGCAUAAAGCUAAGCCACACGGGCAUAUACCUAAUGAAGCAGCGUUCGUCCAGAUGAUCCCUGCAUGGAUUCUAUAGUUACAGUUGACUGGUCUAAUUAAUAAACAUCUUUCCCUCGACACUGCACUAGUAGAUCAGGCCAUGGCUCUAUCUUGCUUCGAAAG